AUGAGUGAUAUUGUAAGCUUACUUGGCAAAGAGUUGGUUGAUGGCAAGAAGCAGAAGAUUUCCACAAGUUCAGUUGUUGAAUCUUCUAAAGUUAUUGGAUUGUAUUUCUCAGCACAUUGGUGUCCUCCUUGCCGCAUGUUCACACCAAUGUUGAAAACUUUCUAUAACACGUACAAAUCCAGUGAAAAACUGGAAAUAAUAUUUAUUUCUUCGGAUCAGGAUGUGACUCAAUGGCAGGAGUACUUCAGUGAAAUGCCUUGGAUUGCACUGCCGUAUGAAGAUAGAGCAAUGAAGGAGAAACUGAGUAAGACGUUCGAUGUCAGAGGCAUCCCUACCCUGAUAUUCUUGGAUGCAGAAACCGGUGACAUUAUCUCCCUUAAUGGAAGAGAAGUGGUCCACAAACAUCAGCCUGGACAGGCAUUCCCAUGGAAUGAGAAGUGA
Messenger RNA from Helobdella robusta, 441 nucleotides. RefSeq lists its product as hypothetical. The transcript has 3 exons. The record is from RefSeq and is a predicted model, not a curated record. NCBI's taxonomy places the organism in Eukaryota, Metazoa, Annelida, Clitellata, Rhynchobdellida, Glossiphoniidae. Bases 1 to 441 code for a protein of 146 amino acids.